AAAAAGGGCUUUUGUUCAGCCCAGUCGCUUCCUCAGAAUCUAGUGACAUCUCCUCAACUCCGGCGAAUAAAAGCCUCCAGCUAUACCAUCGAUAAAAGCCUCCGCAGGCGGUAUCUCCGGCAAACAUCUCCGGCAUCGAUAAAAGCCUCAACUCCGGCGAACAAAUCCCUUCUUCGCAGGCGGCAUCUCCAACUUCGGCAAAGACCCACUUUCGGAGAACAGUUUGUACUUCAGGCACACAUAAGAUAAACUAGGAGGGAAAAACACAGCAAAACUAGUUCGCAUAAAAUACAAGAGCAAGAAUGAUUGGUGCAGGGAAGGUGGUGUGUGUUACCGGAGCUUCAGGAUACAUAGCUUCAUGGCUGGUGAAGCUGCUGCUUAAGCGCGGUUAUACUGUUAAAGCUUCAGUUCGUGACCUCAAUGACCCAACAAAAACAAUGCAUUUGACUUCACUUGAUGGAGCCAAGAAGAGGCUUCUUUUGUUUAAGGCAAACUUGCUAGAAGAGGGAUCCUUUGAUGAAAUAGUUAAUGGAUGCGAAGGUGUUUUUCAUACUGCAUCUCCUUGUCAAUUUUCAGUUCCAGCCAGAGAUCCACAGGUGGAACUACUGGACCCUGCAGUAAAGGGAACACUGAAUGUGCUACGAUCUUGUGCAAGAGUUCCAUCAGUCAAGAGAGUGGUUCUAACAUCCUCAAUGGCAGCAGUUAUAAACAAUACUGAUUUAAAGGAUGAUGUGGUGGUUGACGAGAGCUGGUUUUCAGAUCCAUCAUACUGUGAAAAGAAUGAGUUGUGGUAUAUGUUAUCGAAGACCUUGGCUGAGAAUGCUGCGUGGAAAUUUGCAAAGGAGCAUGGCAUUGACAUGGUUGCAAUAAAUCCAGCAUUGGUCAUUGGUCCUCUCUUGCAGCCAACGAUCAACCAAAGUGUAGAACUCAUCCUGAACCUAGUAACAGGGGCUCAAUCAUUUCCCAAUGCAACUCUGCCAUGGGUUGAUGUUAGAGAUGUUGCCUGUGCACAUAUUCUCGCCUUUGAAAUCCCUUCUGCUAAUGGAAGAUAUUGUCUCGUUGAAAGAUUUGCAAACGGUUCUCAGCUCCUCGAGGUUCUUCAAGAACUUUACCCCACUCUCGAAUUCCCGGCAAAAUUCAUCGACUGUAGCAGCCUUACUUUUCCAGACUACAAAGUAUCUCAAGAAAAGGUCAGAAGUUUAGGGAUUCACUACAUCCCUUUGGAGACGAGCCUAAAGGAUACCAUGAAAAGCUUCGAGGAGAAGAAUUUAGUUAGUCUUUAAAUCAUACCAUAAUGUGCCUGUAAACAAAAUAUGGUCUCUGAUAAAUGGCCUCUCCAAAUUUACCUUCUAGUCCUCCAUUUGUUUUCCAGUUUGUCAAUAGAUAACGUACUAGAAAAUUGUGCUUUUCAUUCUCAAACUUUCCCAUUCUGCAUUUUACUCUCGCUGAUUCCCGGGUGGCAGAACUAUAUGCCAUUCUAGACUUUCUAGUAUGUAAAUGUAGCUUUAAAAUUUAUAA
Molecule: messenger RNA, 1518 nt
Organism: Coffea arabica (coffee)
Lineage: Eukaryota; Viridiplantae; Streptophyta; Magnoliopsida; Gentianales; Rubiaceae
Product: phenylacetaldehyde reductase
Molecular function (GO): oxidoreductase activity, acting on the CH-OH group of donors, NAD or NADP as acceptor
Source: RefSeq, a predicted model, not a curated record